Messenger RNA from Toxorhynchites rutilus septentrionalis, 5520 nucleotides. Its product is annotated as FHIP family protein AAEL005291. The record is from RefSeq and is a predicted model, not a curated record. Lineage: Eukaryota; Metazoa; Arthropoda; Insecta; Diptera; Culicidae. The coding region runs from base 1541 to 4675 and encodes 1044 amino acids. The transcript has 11 exons.
AAUCCCGAUGCUUGAUGAAAAAAGAAAACUGGCAAACGACGAUUCGUAACAUUUCUCUUGAGCCCGUCGCUCGUUUCGUACGUGAUUCAGCGGCAGCAAACAGAGAGCAAAGUGUGUAUGUAAUUCCGUGUGGUGUUUCAAAUUGGAACUCUUUUUUUUAAUUCGUCAUCACCGUCGUCGUCGGGAAAAAAUAUUAAUUCUCGCUUUUCUUCGGGGAGAUACCUUCGAUCAUAAGGUGCUUCCGUUCGGGGAAAACAGGUCAUACGACUGUUAUCAGUGUAGCGAAAAAUAAAACAAAAGUGUAUGGUGUAUGUUCCCCGGAAGAAAAAAGAAAUGAAAUUCUACUGUGUGUUCCUGCAUUAGUGCGUAGUGAAGGGCGAUAUUUUUUUUUGCUGGUCCAUUGCAGAGAUACAGCCUCCCCCACCUUCUUCUGAUGUGGUCCAAUAGUUGGCGCAAGUGGAGCGUGUGUAAUUUGGACCGUGGAUUUUGUGGUCCCAGUAGCGCAGCUAGUGUCUAACUUAUGACCUUUGAUAUAUUCACGUUCUAGUUCUUCGCGGGACGCAAUCAGUGUGUGCAUUACGUGGUUGAUGGUAGUGUGGAAUUUGAACCUGACGGGGGUGUAGCGCGAUUCCACACACCACCAAAAGUGCUGUGACAGACGUCGUUCGUUCGUUCGUUCGACCAGAUUGUUGCAAAAUGUUUGCAUUCAUUUGCACCGAGAAUAGAGGGAUGCAAGGGUUCGGAUAGAGAAACAAAUGAAUGAUGCAUGCAUACGUAAAAUGCUACCAGCCAAGCUGAAACAAAACGAGCGCGAGAUGAGAGAGAGAUGAAGCAUUUGCUGAUGAUGCAGUGAUAUUUUAUAUAAUACGUGUAUAUCGUUGUGAAGGGGAGUAAUUAGCCGCGGCAUUGGAUUUAGCGUGUGGACGUCAAUCGGAUUAUUUUCUCGCCGUUUAAAAGCGCUUUCGAGAGCUGUGCCGUUCCGAUGCUGUAUCGGAUAUGGCAUUGCAGUAGCGGUGUCAAUGCAGUUUGAGAGUUGAUUACCGAGCAAGCGGCCAAGGCGAGUGUGUGUUAAAACCAAACCCGUGUCAUUUGCCAGAGGGGAAGCAAACGGUGGCGAAAAAACGCAAGUAAAAGUCAGUCUCGAUGGACCUCCAGGUGAAGAGUCCGGCCCGUUCCAUUGUUACGAAAUGCAGCUGUCUCAGCAACAACAACAACAACAGAGGUAACCGAUCCAAUCUAAGUAUUGCUAAAUCGUAAAGACAGUUAAGCAGUUAUAUUAUAUGGGAAAUGUGUAAAUUCAAGUGAAUAGAAAUCGUUACCGUCUUGAAACCUGCUACUGCUGCUGCGAAAAGUGGGCACUGGUACGACGCACGCUCCAACACGACACGUAUGAAACGCAUGAAUGAGCCCCUCGAGCUGUGUUAUACCCAAAGUCGAAGUGUCCGAAUGUGGUGUCGAGUCGCGUGGUUUGAGUAAAAGUGUCAAUUCCGAAUUACGUGUUAGUUCAAAUUAAAGAAGAAAGAAAAGAUCAUUGUGCACAAUGAGUUGGCUUCGGUCCAGUCCCCUGCGGCAGAGCUUCACCAAAUCGGGUGGAGGUGGCGCAAGCCGGAGCGGAGGUUCUACUAACGGAACCAUGCGAGCAUUCGAUGCGUCCGAGUGUGACCCCAAGGCGUGCUACGAUAGCUUCUGUAUCCAUUGGCAGCAAGCGUACGAGAUUAUCCAACGAUCGGAGAACAAUCGGGGUCAAUCCCACGACGAUGUCCUGGGAGUGGUCACACAUCUGGACCACAUGGUGACACUGCUGCUGGUUGAGCUACAUCAUUGCAACAAACUGAGCUUGCCGGGGGCCCCAGCCCCAUCGGCACCCUGUCUGGAGCAUCUGUUAAGUGAGAACCUGCUCGAUAAGCUGUACGAGUGGGGCAUCAAAACCGGAAGAUAUGCUAACGCCCUCCGAUUGGAGCAGUUGAAGCUCUAUGAACAGCUUGUCAGUCACAGCCGACACCAAUUGUUGGUGCAUGAACCGUUCCUAAGACCACUGCUUAAAAUAUUAGCCUCGAGUCAGAACGAAAUAUACCCUCCGGAUGUGGAAAAACGCCUGGUGAUCCUGCUAAACCAACUCUGCGUGGUGCUGAUGCAGAAUGUUCACCUGCUAGAUUUGUUCUUCUUCUCAACCGAACAGCAGAACGGCAGUGGGGGACAUACGAACUUCAUUAUUUUCUCCCUGCUAAUUCCGUACGUACACCGGGAGGGAUCGCUAGGACAUCAGGCCCGUGAUGCACUACUCCUGUGCAUGGCUUUGUCCCAGAAGAACUCCAACGUGGGAACGUACAUCGCAACGUAUUCGUCGAUUUGUCCCGUCCUGGUGACCGGCCUUGGUGGUCUAUACUCCCGAUUGCCAAAUCAGAUCGACAUAAAAACCAUGGAUUGGUAUCGAAUCACUACGGACGAUGUAACGGAGGUACCCGAGCUUACGCUGUUCAUGAAUUGUCUGGAAUUCUGCAACGCCGUCGUUCAGGUGGCACACACAAUGAUCAGGCAGCAGUUGUUGGACUUUCUGUAUCAGGGAUUCCUGGUACCGGUGCUUGGACCGGCGAUUUUGCAGACAAACGUCGAGUCGCAGGUUUCGGCAAUGGCGUAUCUAGAUCUCAUCAUGCGCUCGGUAACCGAACCGGGGCUGAUCCAGGUGAUCGUCAAGUUUCUCCUGGACAUGGACAAAUUCGAUGGGCAGCGGAUACUGGACGUGUUGGUGGAACGGUUGAACAGUAACGACGCGAGGCUCUGCAUGGUUACGUUGUCACUGUUCGACACCCUGCUGGGACUAAACUGCGAGGACAUUAUGCUCGAGCUGGUCUUGAAGUAUCUGCUGAACGGUCAGCAUGUACCGGUGUCGCACCGCAUCAAGAUCAACCGGAUGGAUCCGUACGCCAGUGCGGUGGAAUACUUCCUAAACAUUGCACCGGAGAUCAUGAAAAAGGUCAAUAAUGUGCUUAGUAUUAACAAUAACAACAACUACCCAAUAACGACAACGUCAAGCAGUGCUAGCGGGUCACUACACACCAAUGGCCGCAACAUUAGCAAAACGAUCGGUGCCAACUGGAACCAUUACGGACUGAACACGGGCGAAACACUGCUCGCCAGCUAUCAGGCGUAUCUGCUGGAGGCACGCAAUCGGAUCGCUCAAUGCAAGCAAGCCUGCGAGCAGUGGAACAACACGUACCGUUACCAAAAAAUCAACAAACUGAUGAACAACAACAACAACAAUAGUAGCCAAAUUGUUAAUAGCUGUAAUAGUAGUUUAAGCCCAAGUAACAACGGAACGACGGACGACGUGCGAACGUACAAAGUACAAAUGAUAAAGAAUUUUUUGGCUGAAUUCACCACGGCGACAGACAGUGUCCUAGCGGACAUGAAUGAAAAUGAUCGCUCUAGCCAGUGCCAAUCACCUCUGGUGAUAUUCAGCACUGGGAGCUCCCACGGGGGAUCGCAUUUGACUACGAUGACCAAACAGUUGGACAGUCUGCAAUCGCUGGGCGAUAGCAGUGGUUAUGAAAGUUUGAACAUCACAACCAUGGGUUCCGGGAGCGAGGAUGGACGACGGCACGAAUCGUGGAAAGUAUCCAGCAUCAAGGAGGAAACCAUUAUCGAUCUGGAUCUGUCCGAGGAUUUGUUUGCCCAAGGGACCGUUAGUUUAGGUCCUUUUCUCACGGCCAUAUGGGGCAAACUGCAAACCUUCACUAGCAACUGUUUGUACGUAAACCUACACCUAACCGGACUGAUCAGCCAUCUGGCAUGGUUUCCCCUCCCGUUGUUGCACUCAAUUCUUCUUCGGCCCGAUAUUCCAACGACGUCCGAUACACCAUCUUUUCAUCAGGUCCUCAAAAUUCUCAAACAACAAAUAGAUGCCGAGCUGCCAGACUGUGACGAAUCGUUGGAGAUCGUCGACGUAGCGAGGUCGCUUCUGGUGGAUCGUGAAUUCCGACUGAUCAACAUGCGCAAGAACGCCAUCGAAUCGAACACGAGCACCGGUAGGGUGCUAACGAGCGGGAUAGGCGGCGGCGGCGUUGGGUCUUGUGUCUCGAUGACUUCCGGCCUAUCCCAGGCAACCCCUAUGCAACUAACACCAGGCUCAUCGUACGAUCCCUUCAAAAGGAACGAUAUCAAGCGGAAAAGCAUCAGCAGUUCGUUCUCCAGCAUCUUCAAAAGACCCGGAUCGUCCGCAUCAUCCGGUAUAGCACAAGUAUUUCAAUUUUUUACUGGUGGAUCAAGCGGAUCGGCGCAUUCGUCCUCGCCGGUGUCCGGCUAUCAUCAGCAACAGUCUUCGAGCAGCAGUAGCUCCGGUGUGAGUGGUAGUACGAUAAGCGGCGGGAGUCGGCGUGAUUCACGAGAAGCCGAAACUCAGUUCGUGGAUCAUCCCUCCUCGAUGGGUGUCAGUAGUGGCAGUCCUCCGAGCAUGUCCUCUAUCGGUAGCGGGAGUGCCCACAACAGUCUCGAGUACUCGUUGAUCAACAUCAAUGGAUCCAUCUUUGGGGUAGGUAGCGAGCGACAGCGUGAUCUCGCCGUCAGUGCCGUCAUACUGGACGAAUGGCUCAAGGAGCUGUCCUCCAUCACGCAGGAACAUUGUAUCACGAUGUUCUCCGAGCACGCGCUGAUUCGCCAACCGGCGAAAUCUAGUUGAGGGUGAAUGUGCAUCUCCCUACGUGAAUCGAUCAAGCGUUCGCAGAUUCGAUUUGUUUAUGUUUGGUUAAGCUUUAUCUGCUUUUUUUAUCGAGGUUAGUUUAGGUCUACUUCUGCAACCUUAUGCAUGAUUCUCAGUACGGCUGAGAUGAAACAGAACAAAUAUCGUGAUCGAAAACACUUUCAUAUACACUUACACUAUUCAUUUCUAAAAUGAGUACCGUUUUAAUUUAUAGAAAAGUUAGGACAAAUAUUUUAUCCUUUCUUUUUUUUCUUACCUUUCUAGAAUAAUUUUCAGAAUUUUUAUCCCUUUAUUUUAUUCGAUACAUAGAAUAAUAAAUUUUAUUAAGGCUUUAAUACUACUUUUGGCAAUGCUUUGAAAGGUUGUAUAACGAAACCCUCUUUCUCUCAUUAUAACGUUACAACGACUACCAGCUAAAACUAUGAAGGGUAUCUUUCUCGAGAGAUAGCGAAACAAAAAGCCAAACGACUCUGUAAUUUAGAACGACAUCCAGCGAAACGUCCCAAUGAACAACCCUUUCACGAAGAAGACUAAUAUGUUGAUAGCGUUGAUACGGUUGUCCAAUUUGUCAGUAUGAUUAGACAAUAGUAAACGAGAAUGGUGAAUUAACGAGAGAAGCAAUUCUACGCUGUUCUCGCGUAGAUUCAGCUAUACCUGAAGUUAAAUGCAAUAUAUGCGUAAGCGGAACUAAGAUCGAUGUGUGAAGUGCUGUAAGAUCUUGCGAGCAAAAAUUAUAUUGUAAUAACAUAUUUUUGUAUAAAUAUAUACAUUAACAGAUUAAUAUUAGAGAGAGACGAAAUGGUGGCAACGAGUGGAGAUUUUUC